Messenger RNA from Mucor velutinosus, 1077 nucleotides. RefSeq names its product G2/mitotic-specific cyclin (gene CLB2). The coding region runs from base 1 to 1077 and encodes 358 amino acids. Gene Ontology annotation, molecular function: protein binding. Lineage: Eukaryota; Fungi; Mucoromycota; Mucoromycetes; Mucorales; Mucoraceae. The record is from RefSeq and is a predicted model, not a curated record. The transcript has a single exon.
AUGCUCAAAAAACUAUUGUUUGCCCCAAUUCUCACUGCCAUAUGCGCUGCUGAAUUGGUUUCAAUUGCCAAUUACACUGGUAAACAUGAUUCUAAUUGUAUGUUUCAACAAACUGUCACUGGAGCCGUGGUCAAUGACAAGCUAUACACAUUUGGUGGCUGCUUCAAAAUACCUUAUGUUGUGGAUCCCAACGAUUCUCGGGAAAGCUACAUAUCUUAUGUGAGUCGCCAAAACACCACUGAUCUAUCUCAAGUAUACGACAUUUUCAGGGACGCAUGGUCAUUUGAGACCAAAACUCCAAUUCCCAUCAAGCAUGCCGCUACACAAGUUGUAAAUAAGACGAUUUACUUUUUUGAUAUGAAACCAGAGAAACGUUAUUCUUCCAUGGGCAUGUACAAAUACGACACAGAGUCAAAAUCAUGGACUACAUUACCGGAAAUACCGUUUCUCUGGCAUGGUAAUCUCAAGUCAUGUUACGACGGUAGAGGCAAAGUUUAUUUUGUUGGUUCUUAUGACGGACAAGAGAGAAAUAUAGUGCAAAUAUUGGAUACAACCAAUGACCAAUGGAGUCAAUCGCCUAUUUUCAUGGACAAACGACUGGAUAUCUGGCAAAUGAUUUGCAACCAAGACCACAUUAAAUUCAUUGCCAAAGACUUGAAAAAAAUAGAAGAUGAAGACACUGACAGAACUGUUUGGUAUGGCGGCGAAAUCAUGUCUGACACUUUGGAGUUGUUUAGCACCUCCUAUCUUGAUGGAACUACGGUAUCAGACAACUACACCUUCUCUCUAAAUUACGGAAGCGGAACAAUCGGUCGUCUUGGUAGCUGGAUCUUUGUAGGUAAUGUUGGUAGAACUGAGACCACAUUCUACAGAUUAAACACAAUGACACAAGAAAAUGUAACCAUGGCAACGUUACCUUACAAUUUAGCAGCGCCACUUAUUGCUCCUGUAAACGAGAGGGAAAUCUUGAUUUUGGGCGGAAGUAAGCAACUCUCUUACGACAGAACUCAUAGAAAUGCUAUUAAAAACUACAACCACAAGCUGAUCUAUACACCUCGUAAAUAUGAUGAAUUGUAG